GUCAUCCCUAUUUGGAUCUUGAACCUCCUGGACCGAGCUCCAAUCACCUCACCUCGUCUCAUCAAUAUCUACCUAUGCAAUUGUCUGUCUGUAUUAACUCUCUCUUAGUUUGCAUACCUAGCGAAAAAAAAGAAAAGAAAAGAAAAGAAAAAACAGCAUUGAGUCAGUCAAUCACUAAGCUUGCUGUCUUUUUCUUCGAUUUCUGCUUGGCAUUAGCUACCUACGACCUAUGACUUGAAAGCUACUCGCUGUCCUGUCUUGCGCAACCCACCAAAGCAACUAUCCUGUUGCCUGAACACGUCGCUGCCGCCCGAUCAACUAUUUUUUUUUUUAGGGGGCCCAGGCAUAUCUUCAGCUUCGAUCAUAUCUAGCGGAACGCUUUCACGUCGUCGCUUCACCCAAAUAACAACGCAACAGGCGAUUAUCCAUCAUGGCUGCUAACAGUCAGAUGCACAACCUAACUACGCUUAUCAAGAGGCUUGAGGCUGCAACUUCACGCCUCGAGGAUAUCGCUUCUUCAACCGAGCCUCCUGCCGAUGGCGCUGUUCUCAAUCAGGCGAUACCUUCACCUCCGAACCCCUCCUUAGCCGCUCCUCCUCCUCUAGCUGCUCCCGAUUCCAAGGCCACUACUCCCGCUGCCGCGAAGCCCGAACCUGCCGCUGAGCCGCUGCCUGAAUCUAUCGAGGAAUUCGAUGCUUUCCUGAACACUUCCGUCGACAAAUAUGUGAAGCUGAGCCAUCAGCUUGGAGGAUUGGUCGCUGAGCAGGCUUCGCUCGUCAAGUCUGGCUUCCAGGAGCAGCGCAAAUUUCUCUUGAUUUCCACAAAGGCAAAGAAGCCCAACCUCUCCGGGCCUGAUCUACCAGUAUAUGAGAGCCUUAUCAAACCCAUCAACGAGGCACUCAUGGCUGUUACCGAGCUCAAAGACGCCAACCGCCCUAGCCCCAUGUACACGCAACUCAGCACUGUCUCCGAUGGUAUCAUGGUUCUCGCAUGGGUUACCAUUGACACUCGCCCCUAUAAGCACGUGGACGAGUGCCUUGGCUCGGCUCAAUUCUUCGGUAACAGAGUUCUGAAGGAGCAGAAGGAUAAGGAUCCCAAGCAGAUCGAAUGGGUUCAGAGCUUCUAUCAGAUGUUCCGCGAUCUUGCCGACUAUGUCAAGCAAUACUUCCCAACGGGUAUUCCAUGGAACCCCAAUGGCCAGCCUGCUCAGGAAGUUCUUAAGUCAUUGUCUGCUGGUUCUGCGCCGGCUUCCGCCCCCCCUGCCCCGGCACCUGCUGCUGGUGAGCUUAACAAGGGCGAUGCUGUUACCAAGGGUCUGCGUAAAGUCGACAAGUCCGAAAUGACGCACAAGAACCCUUCUCUUCGCAGUGGCUCAACGGUUUCAAGUGGCCAGAGGGGUAAGAGCCCUGCUCCUGGCAAGAAGCCUAAGCCCGAGAGUAUGCGUAUCAAGAAGCCAGCCAAGAAGGAACUCGAGGGCAACAAGUGGACUAUUGAAAACUACGAGAAGGAGGCCGAGCCAAUUGAGAUUGAGGCUUCACUUACACAUUCGGUUCUCAUCAGCCGUUGCAACAACACCACUAUCAUUGUCAGGGGCAAGGCCAACCAGGUCACUGUUGAGAAUUCCACUCGCCUGUCCUUGAUCGUUGAUACCCUUGUUUCGACAGUCGAUGUUGUCAAAGCCAACAACUUUGCUCUUCAGGUCAUGGGCACUAUCCCAACCGUCAUGCUGGAUCAGGUUGACAGUGCCCAGAUCUACUUCAGCAAAGAGAGCAUAGGAACCAAAGUUUUCACUAGCAAAUCAGCGGGCGUCAACCUCAACGUUAUUUCUGGCGAAGAUGAUGACUACAAGGAGGUGCCUCUGCCUUCGCAAAUCUGCUCUUAUUACGACGAGUCUAAGGGAGACUUGGUCAACGAAAUUGUGGCCCAUGCCGGCUAAAGCAGGUGGUAUAUACCUUGGAUCCGCAUAUGUAGGAGUAGGAUAGGAUAUCGAGACAGAUCUUUCUGUCGUGUAGCUAUUUGGGCCCGCAUCACAUGUAUCUAGACGUGUAAUGGCAACACUGGGGGUGGCGGGCGCCUCUUUUUAGAAUUUUGGAACUUUUA
This is a messenger RNA of Fusarium redolens, 2100 nucleotides long. Its product is annotated as adenylate cyclase associated N terminal-domain-containing protein. Gene Ontology annotation, cellular component: cytoplasm. The record is from RefSeq and is a predicted model, not a curated record. Gene Ontology annotation, biological process: cytoskeleton organization; regulation of adenylate cyclase activity. The transcript has 6 exons. Gene Ontology annotation, molecular function: adenylate cyclase binding; actin binding. Bases 431 to 1936 code for a protein of 501 amino acids. NCBI's taxonomy places the organism in Eukaryota, Fungi, Ascomycota, Sordariomycetes, Hypocreales, Nectriaceae.